GCCCACAAGCCCAUUCAAAAAUGAUCCAUCCAUCCAAUCCUAUUAUCAACUAUGGUUGAAGAUUAUGGAGAAAGAGUAACGACUGAACCAUCAAUGGGAGGAGGAAACAUCAUGCAUACCAACUUGUCUUCUUCUUCUUCUUCUUCUUCUUCAACUGUUCUUCCCAAUCUUAAGCCUUCAGUUUCAACUAUAAAUACCUUAUCCUGCACCCUCUGUCACUGUCACAAUCAACUUUCCUCAAAACAACAAGUUCCUUCUCAAGGGGAAGUUGAAGAUGCAGUCUCAGCUCUUCAACAAUUUAUACAAGCGUUUCAGCAGAUCUCAGGAUCAUAUGAUUCGAGGACAGUUAUAUCUCAUGGAUAUAAAAGACUAUAUGAUGCUUUUCAAUUGCUGCAAUCUGAUCCUGCUGUGAAGAGAUUAGUAGUAUCAUUAUCAUCUGAUAAAGCUCUUUGGGAUGCUUUCAUGAGCAAUGUACUGCAUCAAAAGCUGCUAGAGUUGCCUGAUUCAGUUGAGUGUAGAAGGCCAGAGAUUUCUGAACUAAAUGAAUUCGGCACACAAAUACUCAGCUGGACAUUGGAUGUCAUAAAGAGAAAGAUAUUGGAACUGAUUGAAAGUUUCCAGUUACUCUUGAAUGAUUUAUUUCAAUCCCAUAAGAUGGAAAAUGAUGCAGCAUAUGCAUCAAAGAUGGAUGAAAAAGUCAGAUCAUCAUUCCUUCUCUCCAUAGUAAUCCUCUUAAUUGUAAUUGUGGCUCGAUCUCAAAGGUAAUGGAUAUGGAAAAACUAAACCACUUCAUUGUAGAUUUCAAAUAAUAAAGGAUUCAUGUGCAAACUUUUAGCCAUCUGUGUAAUUUUUUUUUGUACUAUAAGAAGGCUAUGUUAGUUCUUUCAUCUAUGCAAAAUUAUCACUUGGAAAUUUUUA
Messenger RNA from Vigna radiata var. radiata (mung bean), 918 nucleotides. RefSeq lists its product as uncharacterized. The record is from RefSeq and is a predicted model, not a curated record. Bases 52 to 765 code for a protein of 237 amino acids. Lineage: Eukaryota; Viridiplantae; Streptophyta; Magnoliopsida; Fabales; Fabaceae. The transcript is spliced from 4 exons.